Amoebophrya sp. A120 is the source of this 162-nucleotide messenger RNA. NCBI's taxonomy places the organism in Eukaryota, Dinophyceae, Syndiniales, Amoebophryaceae. The record is from the annotation of a GenBank genome assembly.
CAGCAUCAGAAAUUCAAAUUUCAACAUCAUCACAAAGCCGCAUCGAGCAGGACAAAGCGAAAGAAGGUUUCUCCGACGAGGAAGCAAAAUUUCGGGAGCAAACGCGCCUGCAGAUGCUGGGUAAGGAGGGACUGGAGUUACUUACAGAAGCCAAAGAGCUGA